AUGUUCCCAAUAUUAAAAUUAGAACUAGGCUCUCACAUCCCAGAAAUGCUACUGCCCUAUUACAAGGUUAUCAUUUGUGUGGUUAGCGAGCAGCAACCUCUCGACAGAAGAUCUAUCUUACAGUUACAGUUAAUUGCUCAUAAUAGCCCUUCUAUUAAGGGGAAUGGAGUUUAUCUUCUGAUAAUUCUUGUUCUGUGUCCCAAUAUGAGCAGUAUGAAACCCAGGUUAAUGUGUGACCGUCGUCUCAUCCAUGUGUAUGUGAAUCGCACCCGAGUUAUGGAAAUAAAGGCGGCACAGUGUCCAGACCUAUCUCUUCUGCAGGUUCCCAUCACACUUCCAAAUGUUGAAGUUUUACUUACAGAUUGGAGUAAUAUGACGGAAUACCAGCAGGGGAGUCAAGUCCUUUCAGACCUAAACCUGCUGCUGAAUGCUACACAAAGCACAGAAACUCCACAAUGUGUUUCCCAGCAGAUACUGCAUCUAGCUCGCAUUAUCAGAGAGGCCCGGGGGAUCAUAAAUAAGACAAUGCCAUUUGUAAAAAUGAACGCUUCUGUUCCUCAUGAGCCAACUCUCUCCAGUCACAAUAGUACCUUGGAUAGCACAGAGAUUUUUCAUCGAUUUAUCAGACUGCUUAAGGGAAAAGUCACCCUUUUUAUGAAGCGCCUAAGAGAAAUGUACUGCAGGUGACAGCUUUUACCUUGGCAUAUUGAUUCAAUUAAAGCAUGUGGAUUAAACAUUAAACACUAACAAAUAAAUACUGGGCUGAAAAUAUGAAAGAAAAACAUUACUUGUGCCAACUCAGCCAAUACAUGAUAUUAACUGCUCCAUACCACAGACACUGGUGCAAUAGAGCGAAACCAAAAAUACCAGGAGAUGAUAAACUCGGCCCAGAGACACUUUUGGAUCUAAAUAGGUAUCAAGGACAUAGUUGUUUUUAUUUAUUGAUGUAUCAUGAUAUAUUUUGUGAUUCUUUUCUAACUGGUUUGCAGACCAGUCAGUGCAUAUUUUAAAUAGCUGAGAGUAAAAAAAAAAGUAAUAGAAUACAGCUAUACUACAUCCAAUUCAUGCUCCUGAUUUGUACAGGUGUAUACUGAGUAAAUGCAUUAGGUCACAUUUACAUAGUUGCUGAUAUUCAGUCAAUUGUAAAGUGUAAAAAUACUGCUUCACAAAAUUCCACAUUGGCUUUUGUUUAAAGGGACAUAAACUCAAAUUUUUUAUUUCACGAUUUAGAUAGAGCAUGUGAUUUUAAACAACUUUUCAAUUUAGUUCUAUUAUCAAAUUUGCUUCAUUCUCAUUUGUAUCCUUUGUUAAAGGAGCAGCUAUGCACUACUGGGAGCUAGCUGAACACAUCUGAUAACCCAAUAAAAAGAGGCAUUUAUGUGCAUCCACCAAUCAGCAAGCUUGCUCCCAGUAAUGCAUUGCUGCUCCUGAGCCUAUCUAGGAAUACUUUACAACUAAGGAUACCAAGAGCAAUUGAUAAUAAAUGUAAAUUGUAAAGUUGUUUAAAAUCACACGCUCUAUCUGAAUCAUGAAAGGAAAAAUUUGGGUUUAUAUUCUUUUAACAUUCACAGUCAGGAUUUAACCAUGUGCCAUCCAUCUUGUUU
This is a messenger RNA of Bombina bombina (fire-bellied toad), 1604 nucleotides long. RefSeq names its product thrombopoietin (gene THPO). Gene Ontology annotation, biological process: cell population proliferation. Gene Ontology annotation, cellular component: extracellular region. The transcript is spliced from 4 exons. The record is from RefSeq and is a predicted model, not a curated record. Gene Ontology annotation, molecular function: cytokine activity; hormone activity. The coding region runs from base 1 to 687 and encodes 228 amino acids. NCBI's taxonomy places the organism in Eukaryota, Metazoa, Chordata, Amphibia, Anura, Bombinatoridae.